ACUCGACUGCCCCCUUGUUCAAGUUUCACUUACAUAAGGUCUGGAAGUCGAUUCAGUCAGAGGCUUUUCUCCCUUUUGUUGCCAAUCACUCACUCACUCACUCAUCAACUCAACACCAAUACUUCACUUCAACAAUCAUCUACACAACACUACGACGCAACAAACCGACCAUGAAACCAUCAAUUCUUCUCACCCUAACGGCCACAGCCGCCACAACCUCGGCCUUCACCCUUCCCUUCAAGUUCCGGCGGGACACCGUUUCAACCGAGGCCUCUAACACCACCCCCAACCACCGGCUCCUCCACAGCCCACCCGCCAACGUGGUCGGUAACGCCAGAGGCCGCAUCAAGGCCGCGUCCACCAUCAAUAACAGACCUUCAUUCCUCCGCGCCGGCUCCUACCUGCCCUACCACCCACCGGCCGCUACGCCCGACCACCCGUACCAAAAUCAAGACAUGAUCCAAUCCGUCACGGGCUCCCUCAUUAUCCCCACCAUCUCCAUGCCCAUUUCGGGUCCGACAGCCGGUAACUCAGUCGGGGAAUACUCGGCUUCGCUCUGGGUUGGCAUCGACGGAGCUUCGGCCACAGAUAGCUUCACCCAUCCCAUCGCCAACGCGACCUGUAACCCCCUGGCUGCCUCCCUGCGUGCGGGAGUCGACAUCUUUUGGGAUGGCACCCUAGGCGGUCAACAGACUCCGUAUGUCUGGGCGCAGUGGUAUCCCGCUGAGCAUGCCCGGGGGUUUUUGGAUUUCAAGGCUUCUCCCGGUGACGAGCUGCGGUUUACAGUUACCACGGGACCGCACGGGAACUCGGGCGGCGGGGUGUUGGUGGAGAAUUAUGGUCCGCCGCAGAGCCCUAAAGGGGUGGAUGGGAAAGUCAAGAUACCGAUUGCCACGGGUAGUUUGAUCUGGAAGGAUAUGCCGCCUUUGUGCUCGGCGCAGGCGAGCUGGAUUCUUGAAGAUUUUCCGUUGCAGGAGAGGCCGGAGCUGCCAAGUGCGUUGGGAAAUUUCACGGAUGUGAGGUUUAGUGAGAUGGGGUUUGCGACGUGGUUGGGAGGGAAUUUCACGGGGGAGGAUGUGCUGGGGAAGGACAAGUUGAAGUUGUUGGAGAUUUAUGAUGCUGGACAGGGUGGGACUUUGGCGAGAUGCAAGACGGAUGGGGAAGGGGAGAAGAAGAGUGUGGUUUGUAGCAGGGUUGUUGAGGCUUAGGAGUGAAAGGCUUGAAGGUCUAUUCUUGAUAGACACGGGUAAUUGGAGAUGAGGAAUGGAUCUGUUAGAGAAGACGGGAGUGAGAUUGUUCUUGCUCAGAAGAAUGAGGAGGAUAGAGGCAACUUAAUGUUAAUGAGUAGCAGAUGUCGUAGUGAA
Messenger RNA from Neurospora hispaniola, 1364 nucleotides. RefSeq names its product concanavalin A-like lectin/glucanase domain-containing protein. Bases 171 to 1208 code for a protein of 345 amino acids. Gene Ontology annotation, molecular function: glutamic-type endopeptidase activity. The transcript has a single exon. The record is from RefSeq and is a predicted model, not a curated record. Lineage: Eukaryota; Fungi; Ascomycota; Sordariomycetes; Sordariales; Sordariaceae. Gene Ontology annotation, biological process: proteolysis.